UAACUUCCAGCUUGCCUGUUUUUUCUCCCGAUUUCCUGGUUUCUCUCCUUCCGCCGAUCAUGCAACGCCAAAAACGCCGAUAAAAUAUCAUGAAUCCUGACACUGACACUGGAUCUCAAGCUUGUGCUGCAUGUAGAUAUCAACGUAGGAAAUGUGCACCCGAUUGCCCUCUCGCCCCUUAUUUUCCGUCCAAUCACUCCUCUGAUUUUAUCAAUGCUCACAAACUGUUUGGUGUAAGAAACAUCUUGAAAACUCUCAGGAAAUUGCGUACUUUCAAUGAGAAGAAGAACGCUGUUACGUCUAUGAUUUACCAAGCCAAUGCUCGCGCUAGAGAUCCUGUUAGUGGCUGUUGUGGAAUUAUCUCUCGCUUGAAUGCUCAAAUCGAAAUGUAUCAGCUCGAGCUUAGCCUUGUUAACCAGCAACUUGAAUCUCAUCAGCAACUUACUUCUCAUCAUUUACAGGAUUUUUCGCAGUUGAAUAUAGAUGAUGACAAGCAGCUUCAACAACUUGAAGACCUGAGUAUUGUUGGGAAUUACCAGCCUCCGCGUAACUAUAAUUCGUUUGAUGGAAUAUAUGAUGCCACGCAGCUUCACCCUAUUGGGUUUGAUCAACAACAACAACAGCAACACGAAGAACCGAAUAUUGUUCAUGGGAAUUACCUGCCUCCGCAUAACUAUAAUUCUUUCGGUGGUCCUAGUGUGAGGAUUGAAACAAAGGAAUCAUCAUCGGGACAUGGCGGCCAACCAUCAUCAUCCGGACAUGGCGGCCAACCAUCAUCAUCUACCAAGUAGCACUUUGCAGGGGAUUGACAUACUGGUGUUUAAAGAAGAUCACAAGCCAAUCCAACAUGGACAGGAGCAGCACAAUCUAAAGGAUGCUUACAAUUUACUUUCAAGAAUGGUACAGACAUAGAU
Hevea brasiliensis (rubber tree) is the source of this 914-nucleotide messenger RNA. RefSeq names its product LOB domain-containing protein 22-like. Bases 90 to 791 code for a protein of 233 amino acids. The record is from RefSeq and is a predicted model, not a curated record. NCBI's taxonomy places the organism in Eukaryota, Viridiplantae, Streptophyta, Magnoliopsida, Malpighiales, Euphorbiaceae. The transcript has 2 exons.